Suillus subaureus is the source of this 2151-nucleotide messenger RNA. RefSeq lists its product as uncharacterized. The transcript has 12 exons. NCBI's taxonomy places the organism in Eukaryota, Fungi, Basidiomycota, Agaricomycetes, Boletales, Suillaceae. Bases 1 to 2151 code for a protein of 716 amino acids. The record is from RefSeq and is a predicted model, not a curated record.
AUGAGUAUAAGUGAAGGAGAUGAAGAAUGGACCAAGAAAAGGGAGGGUAAGAAAUGGGGAGUUUUGGUAAUCCAGGGCCAAGAAAAGGGAGGGUAUGAAAUGGGGAGUUUUGGUAAUCCAGGGCUGAGAAGGGAGGGUAUGAAGAAUGAAAAACUCAGUGGUUUCAAAACAGUGUCCAAUCAUUUGGUGAUUUUGGCUCAGGAGGUAGAGGUGGUGUACCCUCAGGGAGAAAAUGGCCAUGUUUAUCACAAGAAGCUUGCUGUCCUGAAAAGGAUUGCCAGUGAUGUCAUUGGGGUGGCUUAUGUGUGGUUCUGGAGAGGCUGGAGGAGAUACAAUAGGGUGGGCAGAAAGAAUAUGCUUCAUGCAACCAGCAGUAGUCUUGAAGAAAUGUUUGCAGCCCACAUUGCCGCAAGGGACUUGGAAUGCGCUGAAGUCUCACUGAGCAACCUGAGUGUGAGGGACAAUUUCUGGCAUGCUGAGGAAGAUAAAGGCAAGCAGAAGUGCCAAGGGCCAAAGCAAGGCCCUCUGCAUUGUGGAUACUAUGUUUGUUUGGCAUGUUGGGAGAGGACAUACAAAUUCAUUUCAGAUCAUUUGAAAAACCUUGCUCUCAACCAACUCAAAUUUCCAUCCCUCCCAGUCUUGGAUUUGCUGGUACUAAUGUCUCAAAUGAUUGAGCCAAUCUGCCACACCCAUGCCAAAAAUGCAACUGCUCACCCUGGUCAAAUUGUGCUAGAUGCCCAACAGAAGCACUGGACACCCAAAGUGAAGGCAACUGAUGAGAAGCAUCUCAAAGCUGCUCAAGAAGCCAAGGAAGCACUGGCUGUGGCAGGGCUUAACUGGCUUGCAGAACUCAUCACUACAAGGGCACAACCAGCAAGGGAGGAUGCUGAUGAAGAUUUCCUGGCAGGUGACGAUGAUUCAGGUGAUGAUGGGAGGAAAAAGAAAGGAGGGAAGAAUGCACAGUCACUAAGCAAUGCCAUAGUCAAAGCUUGCAAGAACUUAUCCACUGCAAAGGCUGAUAGUCAUGAUCAGCCACGUUUGCCCAAGAUGCCUGAAGUUACACACUUGGAUGAGCUUGUUGGAGGAUUUGGAGAUGAGGAUCUUGAUGAUUCAUUUGAGCAUGCUGUUGCAUUGCAUAAUUGUGGCAAAGUAUCCACCAUCAAAAUUACUUCCCAUGACACUGAUCCAGACCUCAUGCUGCCACCUCUUGCUCAACAACAAUCUCAAGUUAAUUCUGCAAGGAAGAGAAAACAAUUUGUGGACAUAACUCAAGGCAUUUCUGAAGAGGACGAUCUCUUGAGUCCACAAGAGGAGAUUGAUGAUAUUGUGUAUGAACCAGCUUCUGAUGAGGAAGCCAUGCAGGUCAAUGAAAUAGAGGAUGUGGUGAAGAAGCCUAUUGCAGUCAAGAUGCAGCAAGCUAACACCAUGAAAGUUUCACGUACUACAGCUGUGACAUCUGUCAGUACUGUAUCUCACUGUGACAACAAUGUUCCCCCCUCAAAGAAAGCAAAGACAACACAUGUGAAGUCUGAACACCCAGCAUCCACCACCAGUGCCAGGCCUAAGGGGGAUGGCAAUUGGGUGGAACUAGUGUCAAAGGCACAUUCAACAUACCUGAACACUGAUCUUCCUCCAGGUUGCCACGAAGAUGGAAAAUGGGCCAGGCAGUUUUUACCAAUGGUCUUUCUCUGGCUCAGUGCUCAGGAUGAACUUUGGACAAUUACUGAUGUGAAACUUCUUCAUGCAUGUCAGGAAAUUUUCAAGGUUGUCUUCCCAAACAUUCAAUACAAGGUUGUAACAUCUGGUUCAGUUUUUGGUGUAGUCACUCAGUGUGUCAGUGAAUGGCACAGCAACUUUGGAUCAACUGCACUCACUAUGGUGAUUGAUUUUCUAAAUUCAAACAGAGACACUUCUCCACAAACACUCGCAAAACUCUUCCUUGAUGAAUUUGCAUUUCUGUACCCUGAUCCUGAGAAUAUCAACAAGGCUGAAACCUUCCACUCUGCUUUUGUGCAAGAGCUGCUCGCUACUGCACAUCUUGCCCAGAUUAUUGGGCAUGCUGAUCUCAAAUGCACCUUCACCCUUGUCACCAACAACACCAUUGUUGUUGAUAAUCCCGAGGCACCUGUUGCAGGACAAAGGCUCAUUUAA